Molecule: messenger RNA, 11349 nt
Organism: Nezara viridula (southern green stink bug)
Lineage: Eukaryota; Metazoa; Arthropoda; Insecta; Hemiptera; Pentatomidae
Source: the annotation of a GenBank genome assembly
AUGACAGUCGAAAGCUUGUACCGUGUCAGCCAUCCUUUACGGGGCCUCCUAUCGACAAUAGCUGGCUUGGUUUUGAAUUUCAUUACUAAGUCGGAAGUAGCGUUGAAACAUAAACAGAUACCUUUUUCAAAUAUUAAUAGACUCAUAACAGUACGAUCCAAUGUUGAAGUUCCUGAAGUUGGAAACUUCGACUAUCCAGUUGUUGCUAUUUAUUGGAUUGAAAGGGAGGUGAUUGUCCGCAGUGAAGAGAAACAGUGUAAGAUUCCAAAUUUGGCAGACUACAUGCGUAGGGCGAAGCCCUCUGUCGCCCCUGAUGCUCCUCAGAAGCAGUUAGCAUGGACCCAUCAAAUCAAACAUUCUACCUCACAACAGCAUGAUACACCAGGAACCUCUGUGGCUUCAGCAGUGACUCAAGAUGUUGUAAAUCACCAAGUAUACAAGGCACUUCCUGUGUUGGAAUCAACUUGCAUAUCUGAACCGUCACCUAUAAGACCUGCAGAAACCAAUGCAAUAUCUUUAGAAGCAGGUCCUGCUACAUCAACCCCUGAAGAAAAUGUCAGAGGUCUUCCCUCACGAACAUACAAAAGUUUAAAAGAUAUUGUAACCAGAGGAUUUUCAAACAAGGGACCCGAUACCUCCUUGAGCCCACAAAGCCAAUUGAGGCAGGCUGGUAUAUACCUUCAACCCCAACCUGUUCAAUAUCGGCUAUCUCAACAGCAGCAGCAUCAGCAACAGCCACAUCAGCAGCAACAACAACAGCAACAUCAACAGCACCAGGUCAAUGACAGUUAUCGAGUUUAUCCAGUUAACAGCAACUAUACGGAGACUCCUAGGAGAGAUUUAUCCAAGGCCCAAAGUCAUGAUAGUCUAUUAGGACAAGACAAUAGGUACAGGCAAGAUGGAGUUAGUCAAAGUAUUUACAUGCAGCAACAAAAUCAAAGGAUUGUUUAUUCAGGUGCUGGACCAAGUCGCGUUCCAUAUUUCUACAAUAGUCAGCAAACUGCUGACACCCAGUUUUCCCAUCAAGAAACACCCAGAAACAGACAGUAUGGCACUAGGCACUUUGAAUACAGUCCAGAGCAGUUAGCAUCACAAAGGAGACAUUUUGCCGAACAACAAAGGCAUAAUGAAAUUCAACAGCAGAGAUUAUUAAGUGAGAGAUUAACUACUGAGGCUGUGAGAAAUCAACAAAGGUCUAAUGAUGCAGGAGGAGGAGGAGGUGGCGAUGGUGGAGGUGGAGUUGAUCUAGCAAAGUACCAAGAUCAACAAUUCCACACUCAACAGCAGAGCCUAUUUGGUGAACAACAAAGGCAUCCAGAACAUGCCCAGGGCCCCUUUUUAGAAAAUCGACAAUUGAAUGAUCGUUGUGAUGAUAACCAAAGACGAAUAGUUGAUGAUAAACAGGGUGAAAUAAGAAAUCAAGUGAAUCAGCAACCAAAUGAAAAUUCUUGUCUUGAGCAAUCAAAUAAUAAUCAUGAUGAAGAAGUCAAGCCAAAGAUAGACCAGCCCAAACUUUGUAGCCAAGAAGACGAUGAUGAAGGAGGUUUUGUUAAGCGAGGAGCACAAAGUGAUUCUGGUAGAGGUAGCACCGUAUAUUCCAAUGCAAAACCUGUUACAUCUGCAAUUGGAGAUAAGGGAGGUGAGGAAUGGACAGAAAGAGUUGAAACAGAACUAAGGCAGAUAUUAAGUGGAAGUGGUGCCUCCAGUGACAGUAUUUCCUCAGUAUCCCCUCCACUCCCACCUUUGUCUCCUCCAGCUUCAAGUGGAGAUGACAGGCCUAAGUAUGUCCUUAGAUCAAACGCUUUGGGGUUAGGUGUAGGAGGAGGAUUUAAAAAUCAAAAUGGUCCUCUAUGGGUAUCUCGAACCAGCGAAAAGUCUGCCAGGACCCAUCAUAAACAAUCAAAAUCCACUAGUAAUUUAUUAUCAAGCCGUAUUGAAAUAGAUUCAAUGCUUGAUGAAAAUAAUUCAAGUGAUGAGGAAGAUUAUGCUGACACACGCCUCAUUAGAAAACAGUUGGAAGGAUUAGAAAGCAUGUAUGGGCAGGUUCUCAAGCUGCUUAAAGCUAGGAGACAGCAUGGAGGGACAUAUGAUGGAUUAGACUUACGUCACAGCAGAAGAAGAACUUGUGGUAGUAUCAGCUCUGUUCCUAGUUCUGUUAGUUCUAGACCAAUCAGAAACAACCGAAGUCAAACAAGAGGAAAAGUUAGAGAUUUCAAGGGAAUUAAUAAAAGAUUCCAACGUUUGGAAUCUCAUGUUGUGACUCUGGCUAGAAGUGUUGCUCAUCUUUCAUCAGAAAUGAGAACCCAACAUCUCAUGAUGCAGGAAAUGGAAGUAAUGCGUGGAGAAUUAGCGGCUUUGAGAAUUCAGACAAAUGUGCAACAUCAACAACAGCAACAGCAACAGCAACAACCAGGGUUAAUGAAUGCUGCAAGGGGAGAAGGUCAAGGGAAUUCAACAACUCCUGCUAAAGUGAAACGUCUCACAAAGUUUUUUGGUGAUGAACCCCCUUUACUACGACUUUUCCUGAGAGGUCUUGGGUAUGAGAAAUAUGCGAGUUUAUUUGAGAAGGAAAGAAUUGGUCUUCUGGAACUGCCAUAUUUAACUGAAGACAGGCUUCACAAACUUGGCAUUCCAUUGGGUCCAAGAUUGAGGAUACUGCAACAAGCUCACCUUGCAAACCCGAACACUUUAGCAGUACUUUAAAUACACCAAAUAUUUUUUUUGUAUUAUUUGUUUUAUAUUGUUAAUUUUAUUUUAUUAUAUAAAAACGAAAAGAAUGUUUUAUAAAUGUUUCAUAGAAUGAAUGAUCUCUUUUGAAAAUUCUUUUGAAACAAAUAUAGUUGUUUUAUGAACUUACAAAUUUUUUACUAGAUUUUUUUCUUUUUCGAGAUGUUAACAAAGAUUUUACGAAUUCAUAUAAAUCCAAACUUUCACUGCCUAAUCAUUAAAAGUCAAUUAAAGUAGAUCAAAUUGUCAAGACAACAUAGAGAGGAAAAGUAAUAAGAAUUAUUAUUAUAAAAAUAACAUAAUUUUUAAAAUUGAUUUUACCAUUGUAAAAUUAUUCUAUCCAUUCGAUUUUUCCUUAUGUUGUGAUGUUUUGAUAAAAUAUGUCUUUCUGACAAUUUAAUAUGAAAAAAUAUUGAUUUUACAGUUAAAAUGUUGUUUCACUGGAUGAGCAAUAUGACUGGUUGUUUGUUUUACAAAUACCAAAUAUUUUGGUCAGAAACAGUUUAUUCAAAUAUAGUACUUUUAUAAAAAGACAAUGAUAUGAAGAAAAAAACUGACAGAAGAAAUAAAUAAUACAUUUUAAUUAAUUGAACAGGUUCUUCUUAGAAAAAAAAAUAAUUUGUUUAAACUUUUCAGGUAAAUAAAUCUUUUUUAAAAAAAGUUUAACAUUUUAUCAAAUUAAAACACUGGCUGUACAAUACAUCAUUGUAUCAUAUAUCAUUUCAAUACAUCAGACAAUAAAUAGUUUGAAAAUUGACCUACAAGAUUCUGCCCCAGUCAGGUUAGGACUUAAUCAGCCUUUUUAUGCAGAAAUAUCAAUUAUUUAUCAGAUUUUUCUAUGAGGAUUAAAAUGUUAUAACUAUAGGUACAAUACUUGAGGAGAGAAGGUAUAACUGAGAUUUAGUAGUUUAGAUUGUAAGUUAAGAAUUAGUACUUACUUUCAGAAACAUUGUUUUUAAUGUUUUGUAUCUUGGAUUUUUCACCUGGAUCAUUCAAAUUAUUUUUAUUAAAUCUUUAUGGAAAGAUUCAUAUGUAUACAUGUCCGUAAAUUACCUGUAUUAACAUAUUGUUAUUUUUAGUAACACAAUAGAAAGAGCCAUUUAUUUCUAGUUUAUAUGAAAAAAAAUCUAAAAACUCCAUUUAGACACAUUUGAAUUGUAUAUGCAAUACAUCUUAAGUAAGGGUAGCUAACAUGAAGAAAAUAAGCAUCACCAAUCUCAGAAAGGUAAUUGCAAAUUUACUGCUAAAUGUUUCAAUAACUGAUCUAGAAUCUCCAUUGUAUCAACUUGUUAUCAAGUACCGAUUUAUCCAAUGUUAUUUUGAAAAUUACAAUAUAUCAUCUCUUAUAGGUAAAGCAAAUUAAAGGUAAAUUGAUGAUCUAAUACUCUUUUAAAGCAUUUUUUUUUUCAGUUUUAUUAAUAAAUGGAGUUUAUCAAGAGAUUUUAUAGGCUACUCUUAUCUUAGUUUCAGGUCUUGAUAUAUAGUUCUGGAAAAAUGUAUGUACCUGUUACCUUGUAAAUCGGUCAGGUAAAAUAUAGUAAUAAUAAAACUUUUUAUUUCCUAUUUUGUAAAUCUAAUCAUAGUUCAGAGCACAGGUUUUUAUUCAGCUAUAGUUAUCAGAAAUGAAGAGUUGCAAAUAACUAGUGAUAAAAUAUUUGCGGUACAGCUAGGGGGCAUAAAUGGAUGAAUAUGUUAUCUGUAUAUGAGCAAUAUUACAAAAAAAAUGUCCACAAAACUUUUUUCACAUCUUUUAAGAAACUUGAAAAAAUUACCUUAUGUGUUGCUACAUCAUAUAAAAAAAGUAAAGAUUUCUUUAAUAUUUUAAUAUCCUAAAUAAAAAAUAAUUAACCUAAUAAAAAAUCAAAAGUUAUAAAGAAUUUUAUUCUUUUUAAGAAUCAAAUGAAAAAAAUCGUUCAUAGAAACAGCAUUUACAGACAUAUUUUGAAUAUAUCACAACAAAGUUUAAGUUAAAAUUUUAGACUUAUUAGCCACUGAAAAUUUUCCUGAAGGAAAUCUAGUUUUCUAUUGGUGUGUCCCAUUUUAAAGCAAACCCAUGGACCAAUCAAUUUAUUUGUGAGAGAAAGGUACUGACCAGCUUAGAAUGGACGAAUGCCAUGAAAUUGAAUGUUAUUACUCACCUCUCUACGGAGUGCUAGGGACCAGAAGCCAGACUAACGGAUAUAUUGGACCCCUUUGCAGCAAAUGUGCCCGAGAGUCAGAAACUCCAGCUCAUUCAUGUGAUGGGAAAUUGUCCUAAUAACAUGCUCCUUGUCAACCGAUGACACAAUAAUAUAAAACAUCAAAUAGCCGAAUUUCUUGAAAUGAAGAAAUACAAAUGUUUCCUUGAGGUUUAUUGUCUGGAUAUGGAAGGCCCAACUAGGUCGUCGACAUUCUAGCAUUCACUAACACGGAAAAGGAGGCACUAAUAGUGGAUCUCAUGAUCUGAUUUGAAAUGAACGAUCAGGAUCAAGACUUCACAGUACAGGCAAAAAAGGAGGAUAUCUAUAAGAAAUGCAUACCUUACUAAUAGCAAAUUUAUAGAUAGAAGUUUGGCCAAAGAGAAUUCCCAGUUAAAGGACUAUUGUUCGGAAGCAUGGAAACCAGCCCUCUUACUACGAAUAAUUUAUAGCAGAGGCUUAAUUUUGGAAGGGAGUAGAUGCAGACCAUGGCAAAACCUAUGAUUUUAGAUUCAGUAGUAAUCCUCCAUAACCACAUAUAUUGAUUGAUCUUGGCUUUCACUUAUUCGAUCAUAUAUAUUACUCUUGGCAUAUAUAUUGUUCUUGUCAUUUCUUCUAUACCAUUAAUUUCUUGUUCUUGAACCACACUAUUCUACAUACAAUGCACUCAGAUACAUUCAGUAAACUAAGUUACCCUCCUUCAGGCCCCUUCCAAAACACUUUGAUGACAUUAUAAAUAAAGCUCAUCUGAUAUAGCCAUUUUUACAUUUGUCAAAUAAGCUCAAAAAAAAUCUACAACCUUAUGCAGCAAAUUUACCAUUUAAGAAUGUAAAAAAGCAACAGAUCACAUGAUAUCCAAAACUUCAGAUCCUGAUUAAAACCAUUUAAAAAUUAUAAAAAAAUGUGCCCUUCCAAAUAUUAUUAUUAUUAUUUCUAAGUUUAAUCAAUAGACUGUAUAUCUCUUACGUCAAUGUCUUGGAAGAUAAAAAAAAAUUGUAAAUUAGAGAUUGGAAAAAAUAAAAAAAUUAUUAUCACCAAAUCAAUGCGAUUUUAGAUCUUUAUGAUCCAACCAUUAACUAAUGAUUAAAUUUCAUCUUGAAAUUAACAAAGCAUUAAAAAAUAAGCAACACUUGUUCUGUGUUUAUUUUGGUAUAAAAAGGCAUUUGUUAACACAAGAAAAUCUAAUAUAAUUGAAAAAUUAAAAGAAUUGAAUUCUACUAGUAACUAAGUGCGUAAACAUCCCAGCAUUAAAAACACAUUUCCUGUUCUCUUAAACUUUUAAAUGAAAAUUUAAUGUAACAUAAAUAAAAUAUUCAUCAAUAAAAUUAACCAUUUCUGUGUCCAUUAAUAUCUGCCCAGCUGCUACCCACAAAAAUGCUCAGUAGUGAAUGGGAAAAAUACAAUUAAGUUCGCAUUCCAAAAUUUAUAAGUCUUUAGAUCAGAUUUAAAUAAUAGAUGGAAAUAGUUGGCAUACCCUGAAAAGCUCUUCUGUUUUAUAGACAUGGAAAACUUUUUUUUUUUAUUUUAACCUCUAAAUAAAAAAAACAGGUACGUUACUUUUUUUCUACAUUGAGCAACUGGUAUCAAUAAAUUAAGAAUGAAAACCUACUAUCUUCAAAAAAGUUGGAAUAAGGGGAAAAAAAACAUUAAAUCUUGUCUACUGAAUUUAUUUUUAACAUUCCCACUACCUGAAAGAAUGCAUUUUCAGUUUGAAUCCAUUUAUAACAAUAACUCAUUUAAAAAAUAAAAAAGGGCCUUACCUGUUUUUCUCCCUCACCUUUUAUAAGGCCAGUGAAACAUAUUAGCUCAAUUACGGGCUCAUGCAUAUUUUAUUUGUUAGGACAAGUUAUUUCGUUAAUAUCAAAACAAAAUCAAAACCUUCUUAGUUAUCUAUCUGUACAUUAGUUUUCAUAGCAAGUCGAAAUAAAUGCUCUUUCAUAAUGAUUAAUGGACAUUCCAUGUACCUAAAUUAUUUUUUUAAAUAUUAUUUUGAAAGAACAUAGAAAAAAAACAGUAUUUGUAGUUAUGCUUAAACAGUUUUGAUACAGUAUGAAUUUUAACAACAAAUGUAUUUAUGGACACCAAAGAUUACUGUUAUUACUGUAUUCAUGUUAUAUAGGGUUAUUUUUAUAAAGAAAAUGUAAAUAAGAAAUAUAUAACGACAGAUUGUAUAUUUAUAUUAUUCUUAUACAUGUUUAUUUUGUAAAUAAAAAAAUUUUAACAGAUUUUUUUUCUAUAAUAAAUCACAAUAUAUCCUCUUUCUAUAUACAAAUAUAAACUUAUAAACAAAAAUGAAUAUAAACAACAGAUAUUUUUACAAAACAAAAUUCCAUUUGUAAAUAUCAAAAUAUAAUGUUUAUAUCUUUAUAAAAUUAUCUUUCUAAAUGCCAAUCAUUUCAUGGUCCCUGGUUUCUGGUAUAAAGUUUCUUCUCACAACUAUACAGCAACUUUCAACUAGAAUAGAAAAAUAUAAAUACUAAACAUUUAGCAAGAGUAAGAAAAUCAGGUCUAGGAGUUUAUAUUAUAGCACAAUUUUUUGGUUGAUUAUAAAUAAUUAUCCAUUAAAUAUUUUAUCCAAUAGGCACUAAAAAAAAAGUUUUAUGUGACAAAUUAUUGUUAUCAGGCAUGUUUUAAUAAGAUCUGAUGCUUCUCAUACAUAAACUACAAAUAAACUUUAUUACAAAAUUAUAAUAGAACAAAGAAGGAAUUUCUAUAGAAUUAAGUCAUUUGCUAAUAAAUUAAUGAAAAGGUACUAGAAAAAAAUAUUUGAAAUCAUAUGAAAUUAAAAGAAAUAUGCAGUAGGUACAGGACAAAAGUAUAAGUGAAUUUAAUGAAACAGAAAAGAAUCUGGAUAAGAGAAGAUAGUAUAAUACCACGUAUACCACUUAACAUGUAAGUAGAUCAGUGACACAAUUGCAACACAUGGUCAUGGAAAACUGAUAAUGACCAAAGCACAAGAUAUAUAAAUCAUUCAAGAGAGGAAACUAUGCACAACCAUUCAGAUCUUUAUAUUAUUAUAAUUAUCAAUAAUUUAAAUAUAUUAAAAAAUUGUUAUUGAAUGAAGAAAUUAAGUAUAAAAAAGCAAUACAAAUAUGAAAACAAAAUGGUCACCAACAAAGUGAUUAAAUAUCUGUUCUGUUAUUGCUAUUUCAAUGACCAAAUGAAGGCAUGAACUACUAACUCUACAUUCAUAAAAUGAAACUGUUCAGAAAAGAGCAAACACUGAUAAAAACUUAAUGAGUUUUCUUUUUGUCAAUAUUGAUUUUAAACAUACAUACAUACAUUUUAUAUAUAUAUAUAUAUAUUAAGGGAUAAGUUUAACAAGAUUUAGAAUCUUCUUUAUGAAAGUAAAAACCUGUGAUAAUAACCACUGUAACUCGAUUUUCAAAUAAAAUAGAUUAGAAUUUAGCAUUUCACACCUUCCAAUGAAGAUGGCACUGAGAACAAAUGUAAAAUAAUAACUUUACCCCCAAAGUCGCUAUAUAAACUCAAUGAUAAAAUCAUUGAUAGAUAAACUUAUAAAAGCAGUUCUUGACCAUUUAUGUUAGAAAGCUGCAUGUACCAUUUAUGAAUACCAGAAAAUAAAAAAUAGCUAUGAAAUAUUUUAAAAAUAAAGUUAUAAAUAUCAUAAAAACUAGACAAUGAACUUACUUUUAUUUUUCCUGGCACUUCUCCUUUCCUGUCACUGAAUCGCCAAAUCAAUCUUCUUUACAAUUUUUGAAUAGAGUUCUAUUAUAAAGAAAAUAAUAGAAUGGUAACAUGAGGAGUCACUAAUGAACAAAAAAUAUUACUGCAUGGUAUUCAAACUGAUAAAACUAUAGCCUAAUAAAAAUAAACAAAACAUUAAAUUAAAUUAAAAAUUUGAUCCCUUAGAAAAAAAUGGCUUCUUAUUGGAAACAAAAUAUUUUCCCCAAACAAUUAUACAAUAGUUAUUACAAAACUAAACUAAACCCCAAGAAAUGAAAGUGCUUAAGGAUCUGUUUGGAACAUACCUAAGCGUGAGAACACAUUUUAAAACAAAUAUAAAAAUAAACUCUAUACAUUAUAUACAUUUGAUAUAUAUAUAUUUAUAAUAAUUCAAUAAAAAAUUAUAAAUGUGUUUGUAUGAGUUCAAACACAUAUUUACUUUAAAUCUGAGAACAAUAAAAAGAAGGAAUUAACCAGUAUCCAAUGUAGAGAACAACUUAAUAAUAACAAUUGACAGCUUAUAUAAUGUUACAAAAUGUCAAAGUUGAAAUUUGUUCCAGUAUCAAGAGAACUAAAAAGUUCCUGAUCGGAAAAAUUUGUUGCAUCAGAAUGAGGUAGUUGUUCUAGAAAAUCAAGACUAAAUUCUGGAGCAAGCGAGUUCUGCUGAGUAAAAUUCUGAUGCAUAUUGAAAUUUGACUGAGCAUAAUUAGUAUUUGUAUUGGUGUAGGCUGAAGAAAAUGGUACUGUACCAGAGCGGCUAAGUGCUGACAUACUCUGAUGAACACGAACUUGAUUCAUUUGGAUCUGUUGCUGCAUACGUGACAUUUGCAACUGAUUAAUAUGAGCCUCUGAAAUAAAAUCUUGUUGAGGUCUCUGAAUCAUCCAUGUUGGUUCUUGCUGAGGAAGACGGGGGGCUUUAGUAUAACUAGCUCUGGGAAUUGAUAGGUUAUAUCUAGGCAAAUACUGAGGCUGAGGUGCCCGCAACAUUGGACCUGAAGGAGGCAUAGGCUGCAACAUACCAGCUUGUGAAAAGGUAAUCAUUGACUGAUGUGAUAGUUGAUUUUUUGAAUAGUCUAAUUUUACAGGUUGUUGGGGUCUAUACUGAGGUUGAGGACUCAUUUGACCAGUGAAUUGAUAAACCUGUUUAUAUUGAUUAUUAAUUCGUUGAGGUGAGGGUGUUUUACCACUAGGACUACCAGUAUAAGCUACAGGUGAAUUUUGAGCAGAAAAACUCUCUUGUUUAAUCCCAUCAGUAGGAUAUGAAGAAGAUACUUUAAAAUUGGUUUGAUUAACAGGUUGAUUAAUAAAUUCAGUUGUUCCACUGUAUUGAAACUCAUAAGGUUUUUGAUUAAUGCGAGGAUUAAAACCAAUUCCCAUUUGUGCUUUGUGUUGGUGCUGCUCAGCCAUAUUUUUUAAUGUCUGAGCUGCCGGGCUUAGCUCAGGUUUAGCCAUUUCAAGAUUACUUCCACACAAUCGCUGUUGACUCAAUACAGUUUGUACAUUGGCUCCCGAUACCUGAGGUUGAUUUUUCAAUAAAUCCAUCUUCUGUUGUUCUUCAUUUCUUUUUGAUUCACCUCCAUCAAAAUCAAAAUCUUUCAUGAAUUCUGGAUUAUAUUCAGAUAUUUCAGAAAUAAGAUCUUUAAAAGCAUCAGAACUAAUGGCAUCAUUUGUAUCAUCACCUAUAAGGUCUGAAAGUCCUGGAAAUGAGUUACCUCCAUUAGCAGCAGCAUCUUUUUCUAAUGCCGCAGCACAUUGCUCCAAGUCAACAAAUUCGAUGUUCUCUGGUUCUUGCUUACAUUCAAUAAUAUUCAAAUUUCUAGGAGACUGAGGAGAAUUAGGGACAUCACCUUUAACUGAUGUAUUAAGAGCUUUGACAGUUACAUUUGUUGAAAUUUGAGAAUUAGUAGAAGUUGUAGUGAAUUCUAAUUGCUGAACUAUUUCAACAGAAAAUUUGGUCAUAUUUUCAUGUUUUUGUUGUGAUUUAGAGGCAUCUGCAAAAUUAUCAUUGUUAUCAUCUGGAGCACUGCAUUUAGGAAAUUUUGCCAAUGAUAUAUUAUUGGGCAUUGAAUUUUCAGCAGGCUUCUUUUCUGAUUUUUUAACUGGCCUUUUGGGCUUAUUUUCAAGAAAUCGCUGCUUGAGCACAAGGGUAUCUUGCAAAUUUUGUUCAACAACACCAUUGAAAGAGUGAUCAAACCUUGGUAUACAGUUAUUUUGGUGACGACGAUAACCUUCAAUUCGUCUUCUUAAACGCUCAACUACUGCCUGACGUUUAGGAGGUAGUGGUUCAUUGGUAGGCUGCACAGGGCAACCACUACCAUCAAGAACACGAUCAGUUAAAGACGCCAGUUUUAUUUGAUUACACUAAAUAAAGACACCUACUGAAAUAAUUUCCUGCAGCAUUAAUUAUCAUAAUUAUUAAUCAUCAUUAUGGUGAUAAAAGCUUCAGGUAUCAACCAUCUUCUUGUUUGAAAACCUGAUGGUUAGCAUUUUCAUUCAUCUUUCCACUCAUUUGUAAAAAAAUAAAAUAACAUCACGAAGAUAAAUAUUGACUACGUUUCAAAGACGUAGGACGUAAUAACAAAAUGCAACAACACCAAACAUACAUAAAAGUCAUCAUCACUGAAUAAAUGGAGUCAUAGGUAACUUCGGCUUUAAACUCCAACCAUAUAUAACCCUUAUUAAUGUUUUAUUCACUUAAAAUGAUGCAAAAGUAACGAUACCUAGAAAUUCAAAUAUAACACCUGAAUUAACAAAACAA